This is a messenger RNA of Zootermopsis nevadensis, 5233 nucleotides long. RefSeq lists its product as uncharacterized. Lineage: Eukaryota; Metazoa; Arthropoda; Insecta; Blattodea; Termopsidae. Gene Ontology annotation, molecular function: ATP binding; protein kinase activity. The record is from RefSeq and is a predicted model, not a curated record. Gene Ontology annotation, cellular component: nucleus. Gene Ontology annotation, biological process: mitotic spindle assembly checkpoint signaling; meiotic sister chromatid cohesion, centromeric; protein phosphorylation.
CAAUUGCAAAUAAGUGAACGUACCCAUAUCGUGGUUUAAAAUUUGAUUUUGAACUUCUUGAAUAAUAGUUUCCGUUGAAUAUACGUGAUUAAAGUACAGCAUUGGGGUUAGAUUGUGAGUUACUGCUAUAACAGAAAAUGGUGGAUCCUGCCGAAGAGUUUGAGUUAUCGAAGGAAAAUAUACAGCCACUGAAGAAAGGUCGGGUGAUUUGUCAGUUGGGCACAGCACUUUUAGCCCAGGAUGAUCAGCAAGCACAUCACGAACUCUUCAAACAAAGAGAGAAGUAUGAAGUAUUACUUCGAUCUUAUGAAGGUAACGACCCUUUAGAACCAUGGUAUGAAUAUAUAUCGUGGGUGGAACAAAGUUUCUUGAGAGAUGGGCGAGAAGGAAAUUUGAAUAUUUUAUUGGAGAGGUGCCUAGCACAGUUCAAAGACGAUGAGCGAUAUUUGCAAGACCGGCGGUACAUUGAACUGUGGAUUAAAUAUAUUGAAAUGUCAAUAAAUCCUCUUCAGGUGUAUAAGAGAUGUCAUGCCCAUGGCAUUGGCAAAUAUUGUGCACUUUUUUAUAUGGCAUGGGCAUUUGAAUUUGAGAAGGCUGGUGAUAUUAAGCGAGCAAACCAGGUGUUUUCAGAAGGAUUCAAGAACUAUUCACAGCCGAGAGAUGAACUAGAGGAGGUUCAUAAAAACUUCCAGCUUCGAGUGGCAAGGCAGGUUUUGAGUGGCAUAUCGGAAGUUGAGGCUGUAUGCACAGAACAAAGAGUGGUACUGAAUAGGCUGAAGGCCGUUGGCCGCAAAAGGAACUGUGUAAGAAACGUGCGAGUAGGAGAGAAUGUUCAACAGGGAUUUGCUGGAGUUCUUCAGCCCAUAACUCAACGUGGCCACCGCUCAGGAAAUACCCAUUCUGACUGUAUUGAAGUUUUCAAUGAUGUGGAAGACAACAUAGGUAUUGAGUUUGCUGUGUUGGAGGAGCAUCUCUCAAGCAUACCACGAAGGGAAAUAAUAAAUAAGGAAAAUUCGUUAGAGCCAGGACCAUGGACCAAGAAGUAUCGUAAAAUGCGUACAGCUGCAGCUUCUGUUUCACGGCCAUCUUUUGAAUUGCACCAAGAUGAAGAAAUACCAGUAAAGAACCCUCCUCUUUUAAUAUGCAAUGCUUUAAAACCAAGAAAACUGGAUGGUGAUGAAAUCAGGUGUGCUAUAGCUGUAUUUGAGCCUGAAGAUCCUUCUAAACGUUUCAUGUACUGCAAAAAUAAGGUAUAUGCUGGUGGAUUAGAGUUCAGCUUUGAAGAGUUGGCUGCCAUCGAAUAUUUUAAAGGUAACAGACCUCUGCGCUGUAAGAAAGGUGGUAGUUUGCAUGAUGAAGUAUGUGACCAGGAGGAUGAGCUCAGUUGUCCAAUAGCAUUAUUUGAAUCUCCUAAUCCUGCCAGGAGACCAAUGUACUGCAAAGGCAAGGUGUAUACUGGUGGAACAGAGUUCAGCUUUGAAGAAUUGCGUGCAUUUGAAUAUUUGAAGCGUAACAGACCUAAAAGUUGUAAACAAGCUUGUACAGAAGAGUGUGAAACUGACAGUGAACCAACUGUUGCAAAACUGUAUGGGGAACAGUUCAGUCUGUUUGUUGGUGCUGGUGGUGCAGAAGAUGCUGGAUUUGGAACAAAAUCCCAUGUAUUGGAUGCUGAAAAUGCAGCUCCUGAAUGCCCUAAGCUAUUAGGGAAUCAAAGUAACUGGAUCAGAAAUGGUGAUGAAAAUGGUGGCAUAACAGCUGCAUCAUCAGACGUGUUGUCAAAGCUGUCUCACAUGAAACCCUUACCUACGACAGAUUCAUCAUAUGACAGUGCCAAGAUGCCAAAUGAGGCAAGUGACCAGUCUUUAAGUCAUCAGUCCCUCACUUAUCACACUAAGGAAGCAAUGAACAUGAUCCAUGAAUUUUGGACCACGCCAGAGAAUACGAACCUGCAGUAUAAUAUGAGUCAUGCAGAUGGUUUUGAUUCCAAGAAGAAAAAGCUUCUGUCUGAGUAUGAUGUAGAUACGCAAUGUUUACAUCCAGAACAACCUAAAAUAAACAUAAAUCCAUUUGAGAUCUUCAAGGAUGAGAGUGAAGCUCAAGAAGAAGGAAAGAAUUAUAGUUUUUGUGCAUCACAGCCAGAGAGAAAAGCUGGCAAUUUUGGUAUCUUUAGAGAUGAAACAGAAGUUAUGGGACAGAUGCAAAAUUGUUCAGGUAACCUGCCAGUUCCUGCACAACAGAAAUCACAGUUUGGCUGGACUUUUGGAGACAAUGUUCAAAUUUUGCAUAAUGAGAGGAGAGAGAACCUGAUAUCGGAACCAACAGAAGCUAUAAAUGAAAAUUGCCCAUUUAAUUAUUUUAAAGAUGAAAAUAUAUCUCCAGAUACAGUAGAAGGCAUCCCAUUUGUACCAUCUCCAGGCAUGACUGAAGAAGAGGAGAAUGCCCUAAAGGGUACAGAAAUGAAGGAAAAUAUUGCACCUGAAGAUUUUUUUGCCCCGAAAGCUGAGAAGAGGAAAAUGGCAGGCUUUCUGCAGCCAUCCACAGAUUUACCUUGUGAUCCUCUGGAUGAUCCAGCAUUGCAAGGGGAGCUUCAAGAGUCUGAGACAUGCAACAGCAAUGUUACUUGCUUUACUCAGGCUUUCUCCUGUCCUUUGUUUUCCUCGACACCAUCUGUGGGGAAAUUUAAACAGCUACAUGGCAUGAACACAACUGAGUCUUCAGCAAAAUCAGAGUAUUGGCAGAAGGAUGAAGGAGAUGGUACAUGUUCAUCAUAUGACUCUUCAACAAAUCUUAUUCGUUUUGGUGAUGGUUCGGAAGCUCUUGCAGGGGUUGGUGUUGCUGAUAAAGUUGGAAUUUCUGCAGUUGAAGAUGGGGCUGGUGCUUUCUUAAAGUCUGAUGAGGUUGGUACUCAUAGAAGUGCUGGAUCUGCUACUCAAACAGCAGAAACCUUAGGCAUAAUCAUGGAGACAACAGGAUCCUGCAAAUCCAGUAGCUCUUCCAGUAGUGGUGUGGCAACCACAUGUCAUACAACUAUACUUUCUCAGGAGAACUGUACAACAGGCAGCACAAGAAAGAGUGAAAACAUUGAUAAGAUUAGAAGAAAUUCUGAGCAGCAAAUAGACAUAGCAUAUAAAUCGCAAGAGAAUCCCAGUGUUCAGGAGGUGCUUGAACCGAGUCAGCAUUGUUCCAGCGAUAAUUUUAUUAUCAGGACCUUUGAGUCACUUUAUUACAAAACGGAAAAUAUACAUCACAGAAGCAGUAACAGCAACUACAUGAUGGGUCAGAGUCAUCUACCAGAAGAGCCAGACCCUUCUCAGAAGGUUUAUGGGGUGGAAUCUAUAAAAUCAUUGUUACAGGAAGAAGUAGACUUGCAUGAAAAACAGAAUAGAGUUCAGGGAUGCCAGCAGAUUACAGGAAAUAAUUCAGGAUUUUCUAAUAACUCUACAGUACUGGGAUCAGAACUUCAGGAUGAUGAAAUUUUGUUAAGAAGUGAACAAGAAAACUUGUCCCAUGCUAAAGUAGACCACAAGAGAGAGAAUGAAACUGAUGGUGGGGCCAACAAAGACAAAUCUUCAAGAACACAAGAAAAUUCUUUGACAAGAGAAGUGUCCAUGCUUAAUCUUGAAGGACACAAAGAUAUUGAUCCAUUUGAUCAUACUUUAAUUCAGCAGUUGCUUACUCAUUUAGGGUUUCCAAAGGCUGAGGAUAGUGAGCACUACGUAAAACUCAAUGUGCCAGUGCCACGAUUCAAAAUUGGGGGAACUGUUACUCUAGGGAAAGAUAAGUUCGCCAUCGAGAAAAUUCUAGGUGAAGGCAGCUAUGCAAAAGUGUUCAAGGCUACAGAUAUAAAGACACAAAAAACUGUGGCAUUGAAAGUUCAGAAACCAAGUUGGGAGUGGGAGUUCUACGUCUGUCGUCAGUUGCAAUCCCGCCUGUCUGAUCCACUCUCAGCAUUGGCAUUUAUGGAUGUCCAAAUGGCAUACACAUUGAACAGUGGCAGUAUAAUGGUGACAGAAUAUUCUCAUUAUGGAUCCCUACUUUCUGUAAUCAUCAAAUUGAGGCAACAGUGGUCUGUACCUGAAAACCUGAUGCUGUACUGGAUGUCAGAACUGCUGCUCAUUGCUGAGAAGCUGCAGGAGUGCCACAUUAUCCAUGGGGAUAUUAAGCCAGAUAACUUUGUACUGAGGAACCUGCCAUCCUGUGAGUCCAGACAGCCAAGCUUGCAGCUGAUUGACAUGGGACGAGGGAUUGACAUGACACUGUUUCCUGAAGGUACCACAUUUAACACAGUGGUCACUACAAAGGACUUCCAGUGCAUUGAAAUGCAGACCAAGCGACCAUGGACAUACCAGACAGAUCUGUAUGGAAUUGCAGGCACAAUGCACUGUGUCUAUUUUAGCCAGUAUAUGAAAGUUCACAAGGAUAAGGAUGGUCGAUGGUUCAUCCAGCAGUCUAUUUCAAGGUACUCCAAACGGCACCUGUGGGAGCAGUUCUUCUUCACUCUUCUGAAUGUUGAAUCUUGUGAAAAAUUACCAAACUUGUCCCAGCUUCGAAGUUUGGUUGAUGCUGAAGUUUUAAGUAGUAACUGCGUUUCUGAUUUUGCACCAGUGAGAAUAAUUCUAGGUGAUAAACUGAAGAAAUAGGUAAACCAAUCAUUACAUUAUGAAUCUGUGAAAACUUAAAAUGUUCAAAAUGUGGAUAUUUUAGAUUUUGUGAAGUGGUUGUCUUUAUUUGGUGCAACUAAUAUAUUCCCCAAUUAUCAUUAUAUUCCUGUGGACUAUCAAUGCUCUGUACACCUCAGUCUGAGGACCUCCAAAUUAGUGCAUCGUCUUUAUUCAUAAAAUACUGAUGGUUUCAUUAUACAUAUUGCCUACACUUUAAAUAUGUUAUGCAGUGGAAUAUUUUUAAAAAAGAAAUGACAUGAUAUUUUGUGUUUCCCUUCCUUAUUUUGUCAAAUUUGUAUACAUCUGAUGCUCUCAGAAUGGAGUAAUGUCCCAUUUUCUGUAACUAAUACUACCAAAAUAAUAUUGCAUAAUUACAUUAUGUAGUACUUGACUUCAUGUGUGGUGUGUAUUUAAAUAUCAUUUUUAUAAGUAUUUCUGUGUGUUUUUUAUAUUUCAUAAUGCAUUGUUUUUCAUCAUUGUACCUACAUACUCAUGAAAUUGUGAAUCUGAAUAGCCUCUUGAUGUUUGACAUUUCUGAAUACUGAAAUCAAAAUAAAUGUUGUCAACUAUUA